AGGUCCAUGAUAUCUCAAACUCAGUGUUAGAACUAGAAUUCAGUUUCAAUGGAUCUUAAACACUUGCUCAUUCUCAUCCUUUCUCUCAUAUCUCUCAUGAUCUUUGUCUCUUCAUCCAGUUAUAGAGGCUUUGGAUCUGGAUCGAGUCAAGAACAAGGUUAUGGAGAUGUAAAGGGAAAUCAAGGGAAUGGGUACGGGCAACAGAGGAACCAAGGAAAUGGGUAUGGGAUGGGAAACAAAGUAAAUGGAAAUGAUCGGAGCAACCCAGGCAAUGGAUAUGGGCAGGGAAACCAGGGUUAUGGAUCUGAGUCGGGUCAGGGACAAGGCUAUGGAUAUGGGCAGGGUAACCAAGGGAAUGGAAAUGGGUAUGGACAGGGGAAUGGAAAUGAGUAUGGGUCGGGUAACCAGGGGAAUAGAGAUGGGUAUGGGUCGGGUAACCAAGGGAGUGGUAAUGGGUAUGGGUCGGGUAACCAGGGGAGUGGAAAUGGGUAUGGAUCCGGUAACCAAGGUAAUGGAAAUGGGUAUGGUUCGGGUAACCAGGGAAAUGGAAAUGGGUAUGGUUCGGGUAACCAGGGUAAUGGAAAUGGAUAUGGAUCCGGUAACCAAGGGAAUGGAAAUGGGUAUGGGUCGGGUAACCAGGGGGAUGGAAAUGGAUAUGGAUCCGGUAACCAGGGUAAUGGAAAUGGGUAUGGGUCGGGUAACCAGGGUAAUGGAAAUGAUUAUGGAUCGGGUAACCAAGGGAAUGGAAAUGAUUAUGGGUCGGGUAAAGGGCAAGUGGGUUAUUAUUUCUAUGAUAAUACAUGUCCAAAAUUGAUCCAAAUUGUUAGAUAUUGGGUAAUGGCAGCUUUAAAGAAUGAAACAAGGAUAGCUGCUUCUCUUCUUAGAUUACACUUUCAUGAUUGCUUUGUUAAUGGCUGCGACGCUUCUAUUCUAUUAGACGACACUAAAAGUUUCAAGGGAGAAAAGAAUGCACUUCCUAACAAAAAUUCAGUUCGAGGGUUCGAAUUGAUCGAGAACAUAAAGGCCGAUAUAGAAAAAACUUGCCCUUCAACAGUGUCUUGCGUAGAUAUUCUUGCUCUAGCCGCAAGAGAAGCCGUCUAUGCGGUGGGUGGACCAUAUUGGUCGGUGGUGUUAGGGCGGCGAGAUGGGUUAACGGCUAGCGAGAAAGCAGCAAAUACCAUGUUGCCGUCUCCAUUUGAGCCUGUCGAUAACAUCACUGCCAAGUUUGUUGCUAAUGGUCUCGACAUGAAGGAUGUUGUUGUCCUCUCCGGCGCACACACCAUUGGUUUUGCUCAAUGUUUCACGUUCAAGAAAAGACUAUACAAUUUCAAGGGAACGGGUAAACCAGAUCCGAACAUGGACGCGACCAUGAUGUCAACUCUACAAGGCUCGUGCACGAACGAUGAAAAGUCGAACAGUCAGCUCAUCACUUUGGACGCCUCGUCAACCGACAAGUUUGAUAACUCUUACUACAAGAACUUGGUAGGGAAUUCGGGCUUGCUGGAUUCGGAUCAGGCAUUGAUGUUGGAUUCGAGAACUUCUAAACUUGUGAAUUCUUUCAGUUCCGACUCGAAUGUUUUUAACAAGGAAUUCGCAGCGUCAAUGGUGAAAUUGGGUAACAUUGGUGUACUUAUAGGUAAUGCUGGUCAAGUUAGGAAGAAGUGUGGAGCUGUUAAUUAACUAGUAAGAAUUAUG
Impatiens glandulifera is the source of this 1695-nucleotide messenger RNA. RefSeq names its product peroxidase 10-like. Gene Ontology annotation, biological process: hydrogen peroxide catabolic process; response to oxidative stress. The coding region runs from base 49 to 1680 and encodes 543 amino acids. Lineage: Eukaryota; Viridiplantae; Streptophyta; Magnoliopsida; Ericales; Balsaminaceae. The transcript is spliced from 4 exons. The record is from RefSeq and is a predicted model, not a curated record. Gene Ontology annotation, molecular function: heme binding; peroxidase activity.